AUGAACGCAACAUUAAUUGAUCGGUCAUAUUCUACCGCACAUCCUAGGGGUCAAGAAUUACGAGCCGAAGAGACAAAGGAGCAUUUCUCACAUGAUGAGCUAAUUCGAGUUCUUGUUGAGGAAGGUGCUCUGAAAAGAUCCGAAGAUGAUCGUACCCUGAGCCAGUUGUUAUCUUCUGCUCGUCAAGGUUCUGGUUCCGUAACGGAUUCGCCGAUGUGUGGACCAUCGGAUACGUCCACACCACAGCGCGCAAAUCCAUCUCAACGUCAGGGUCAAAAUGAGUUUGUUCUUGACAAGGUAGGGGAGCUAUUCGGGAUUUAUGUUUUCAAGAUCAACACCUACUGGGCAGAAGGAUUGGAUAAAGAGACCCGAAAACUGUUAGGCGAUCGGUUUGGACUGGAAGGAGUGAAGGAUGUAGUCAGCUUGGAAGACAAAAGUCUUCUUGAUCUGGUGAACGAAGUGACAGAAAUCGUACAAGGAGCAAGUCUUUUACUGAUUCAGAGCGACACCAAUGUGAAAGUGAAAUGGAUGUAUGAGCUAGCAUCGGACGCAUCACACUGCGGUUUUGAUUCGGUAAGACUUUCAGUGUUCAAAUGGUCCGAUACGAAGGACAUGGACGUUUACGAAAAGAAGUUAUUCAAUGCCAAAGGCAAGGACUUGGAAGGUGCGAUUUGCGCUAGUACAAUUUGCCGUGAUGGCCUUGCAUGCGAGUGCCUGCUCCCCCGUGGAGUUGGGAAGCUGAGAGCAGGAGUUCAACCAGAACUGAGCGUUUCAAUACCGAUGCAACCAGGAGGUAUUGUGGAGACCACACCGGUCCAAAAUGAAGCGGCUGGCUGCGUCAAAACUGAACACCAGCCUGAUGGACGUUUACAGUUGGUGACAGACGAGAAUGCGGUGUUUGGAAAUAUCACCAAGUUUCUAUCGGUCGAGAUGUACACUGGGGGUCACGUCUAUGCUGUGGUUAGUCAUCGUUUUUGGAAUUCGUUUACUGUUUUUCUGUAA
Molecule: messenger RNA, 1002 nt
Organism: Cooperia oncophora
Lineage: Eukaryota; Metazoa; Nematoda; Chromadorea; Rhabditida; Trichostrongylidae
Source: the annotation of a GenBank genome assembly